GCGCCGUCGCAUGUGCGGUGUAAUAGCAGCCGCGCGCCGCCGCGUGUGCGGUGUAAUACCAGCCGCGCGCCGCCGCAUGUGCGGUGUAAUACCAGCCGCGCGUGCGGUGUAAUAGCAGCCGCGCGCCGUCGCGUGUGCGGUGUAGUAGCAGACGCGCGCCGCCGCGUGUCGCUGCUGAGCGCGCAGGUACAAGCCGUGGAAUUAGCGCCACUUAGUUUCGACGUCGAGGAGAAAGCUCUCGACUAAUGUUCUUUUUGCCGCUCGCCCACUCCACGAAGGAGAGCAGCAGCAAGUCUGUCAGUGGACGACAAUGAGCGUGGAAGUGUGACGUGCCGAUCAGCCGCGGACCUCAGCAUUAUUCACUUUUAUUUCUACACUUGUCGCCACCAUGGGGGAACAACCCAUCUACACCACCAGGGCCCAUGUCUUCCAGAUAGACCCUAGUACCAAGAAGAACUGGGUCCCUGCCAGCAAGCAGGCUGUUACUGUCUCCUACUUCUAUGACAGCACACGCAACAGCUAUCGCAUCAUCAGCGUGGAUGGAACCAAGGUGAUCAUCAACAGCACCAUCACGGCCAACAUGAUGUUCACCAAGACCUCCCAGAAGUUUGGCCAGUGGGCCGACAGCAGAGCCAACACGGUCUUUGGUCUGGGAUUCACUUCUGAGCAGCAGCUCUCCAAGUUUGCGGAGAAGUUCCAGGAAGUGAAAGAGGCGGCGAAGAUGGCGAGAGAGAAAUCUCAAGACAAGGUGGACAUCAGGAGCACACGGAUCGACCUCAAUAACGAUACUUUUGAUUUCAAGCAGGACUCUGGACCUUCAUCUCCAGGGUCCAAGCAGGCCUCCAGCUUCAAUGGCACUGAUGAUGAGAAGAUCUUCAAAGUGGGUCCAGAGAUGCUCCUGAUGAAGACUGAGCAUGAAAGUACAGCACAACAAAGCAAGUGGGAGGCGGAGCUCCAGAGUCUGCGGGAGAAGAACUCCAUGUUGGUGGAGGAGCUGCAGCACGCCUCCACCAACAUGGACGUCUGCAAGAAGCAAGUCGGCGCCUGCAAGGAGGAAAGUGACGCACUUCGACAGAAGAUUGCAGAACUGGAGUUGCAGUGCCAGGAGGCGGCUCAGGAGCAGCAAAGGAACGCAGAACUUUUAGGGCGUGUGCAGCAGUUGGAGGCGGAGCUACGUGACAAACACCAGGAGGUAGAGAACCUCAGGAGGCAGGCAGAGAUAAUCCCCCAACUCAUGGCCGAGUGUGACAACAUCACCUCCAAACUGCAGGUACACACACACACACACACACACACACACGCACGCACGCACACACACACACGCGAUGAAAAAUCAUUUAACAAUGUUGUGUGCACAUAAUGACAUCAUCAAGUG
Nerophis ophidion (straightnose pipefish) is the source of this 1375-nucleotide messenger RNA. Its product is annotated as homer protein homolog 2-like. Bases 389 to 1360 code for a protein of 323 amino acids. Lineage: Eukaryota; Metazoa; Chordata; Actinopteri; Syngnathiformes; Syngnathidae. The transcript has 8 exons. Gene Ontology annotation, cellular component: plasma membrane; cytoplasm; postsynaptic density. Gene Ontology annotation, biological process: regulation of store-operated calcium entry; G protein-coupled glutamate receptor signaling pathway. Gene Ontology annotation, molecular function: G protein-coupled glutamate receptor binding. The record is from RefSeq and is a predicted model, not a curated record.